Molecule: messenger RNA, 1272 nt
Organism: Austrofundulus limnaeus
Lineage: Eukaryota; Metazoa; Chordata; Actinopteri; Cyprinodontiformes; Rivulidae
Gene: anxa3b
Product: annexin A3b
Exons: 14
Coding region: 94-1107 (337 amino acids)
Cellular component (GO): vesicle membrane; nucleus; cytoplasm
Molecular function (GO): phosphatidylserine binding; calcium-dependent phospholipid binding; calcium ion binding
Source: RefSeq, a predicted model, not a curated record
GUCUGAAAGGUGUGGCAGUUUMUGUUCGCUGUAAAUUUCUCUUUCCAAACGACCGAUCUUCUCUUCCAGUUUUAAGCCUUCUGUUCUGCAAAGAUGUCUGCUUGGGAUGACUUGGAGCUGCUCUUAGACUCCCCCUCCUCUCUGACUGUGACACCUAACACCAGAGGAACUGUGAAGGAGAAGGCAGGUUUCAAAGUGGAGGAAGAUGUUGCUGCUCUUAGGAAGGCCAUAGAGGGUCUCGGUACAACAGAGAAGACCCUGAUUGAGGUUCUGACCCAAAGGAACGAUGCUCAGCGUCAGCUCAUUGCCAGAGCUUAUGAGAAARCCACAGGAAGGAAAUUGGUCGCUGACCUGGAGGGCGACACCCAUGGAGACUUCGAGGACGUGCUGUUGGCUUUGGCAACGCCUCUUGCUGCCUUCGACUGUCAUGAAGUUAUGAAGGCCACAAAGGGUGCAGGGACCACCGAGUCUACCCUGACAGAAAUCUUUGCUUCCAGAUCCAACAAACAGAUCAAGGCCUUUUCUGACGUCUACCUGGAAGAAACUGGAAGACAGCUGGUCCAUGAUCUGAAGUCGGAGGUGUCUGGAGACUACGGCAAAGCUCUGCUCAUCUUGGCUGAGGGAAAGCGAGACGAGAGCACCAACGUGGACGCUGCCAAAGCUAAAGCUGACGCAAAGGCGUUGUACGAAGCAGGAGAGAAGAAGUGGGGAACCGAUGAGCAGAAGUUCAUCGACAUCCUUUGCCACAGGAGUGUCCCGCAGCUUCGGCAGACUCUUGUGGAGUACAAAACCAUUAGCAAGAAAACUCUGCAGGAAAGCAUCGAAAGUGAGAUGUCUGGAAACCUGGAGGAACUCUUAGUGGCUGUGGUCAAGUGUGUGAAGAACACUCCUGCAUACCUGGCUGAGAGGCUUCACAAGAGCAUGAAGGGCGCAGGAACCACAGAGUCCAUUCUGACGAGGAUUAUCGUCAGUCGAUCUGAGGUCGAUUUAUUGGACAUCAGAGCAGAGUACAAGAAGCUGUWUGGAUGUUCGCUCUACUCCCAGUUAGAGUCUGAAGUGUCUGGUAACUACGGUGAAGUCCUGAAGAGGCUGUGUGGUCAAGACUGAAGCUGUGAAGUUAAACCGUGGAGAUGGGACCCAGAACCAGCUGAUUUUUACAACAUCAUGACUUAAAAUGUGGAUUUCAACUUUUUAUAGAUACUGCAUGUAGGCACAGUUGUGACUGAACUGUUUGUUUUGCUUUUCUUCUGAAAAUAUAGUUUCAUAACAGAA